Molecule: messenger RNA, 1251 nt
Organism: Toxorhynchites rutilus septentrionalis
Lineage: Eukaryota; Metazoa; Arthropoda; Insecta; Diptera; Culicidae
Exons: 1
Coding region: 1-1251 (416 amino acids)
Biological process (GO): DNA integration
Molecular function (GO): nucleic acid binding
Source: RefSeq, a predicted model, not a curated record
AUGGAGACCAAUGAAACGAUCCCGUUCGACAAGAAAUUCCCGAUCAUCCUAUCGGGGAGACACGAGAUAACCCAAAAACUGAUCCUGCAUUACCACGAGAAGUUCGGGCAUGCUUACAGGGAGACCGUGUUCAACGAACUUCGUCAGAAGUUUUGGAUCCAGAACGCACGUACAGCAAUUCGACGAGCAACCGAGACUUGCGUGUGGUGCAAUGUAAAUCGAUGUGUUCCGGCUGCUCCCAUGAUGGGACCGUUACCCGUCCAUCGUACCACUCUUCACCUACGGCCUUUCAGUGCGGUAGGAGUCGACUAUCUAGGACCAGUUGAGGUAAUCAUAGGUCGCAGAACGGAGAAAAGAUGGGUGGUGGUCUUCACAUGUAUGGCUGUGAGGGCCGUGCAUUUGGACGUGGUUUACAGUCUGAGCACGGAGUCCUGCCUGAUGGCCAUCAAACGGUUCUCGAGCAAGCGAGGCAUUCCCGACCACAUCUUUUCCGACAACGCCACGUGUUUCCACGGAGCGAACACCGUAAUGAAGAAGGAAAUUGAGAAGAUACAUAAAGAGUGUGCGGAAAGAGUCACUUCGUCCACCACAGCGUGGCAUUUCAACCCUCCCAGUACACCACACAUGGGCGGUGUCUGGGAGCGAAUGGUACGGUCGGUCAAAGAGGCACUGCGGGUCCUGGACGACGGGCGGAAGCUGACCGAUGAGAUUCUCAUCACGGCUUUGGCAGAAGCUGAGGAUAUGAUUAAUACCCGACCAUUAACUUACAUUCCACAGAAGUCCGCUGAUGAAGAAGCUAUAUCACCGAAUCACUUCAUAAGAGGAACGGUGACCAAGGAAGAUGCAGUUUUGGACAACCCAGAUCAAUACUAUGAAACCCUGCGCAACAUGUAUCAACGGUCGCGGUGCCUGGCCAGCAAGUUUUGGGAACGGUGGUCGCAGGAGUACUUGCCCACUCUCAAUCAUCGCCCGAAAUGGUUCGAGGAUAGGAAGCCUCUGGAGGUCGGAGAUCUGGUGUUCAUUGUGGAAGGAAAGAACCGGAAGCAGUGGAGACGAGGACGCGUACAAGAAGUCGUCAAGGGAGCAGAUGGAAGGAUCCGGCAAGCGGAUGUAAGGACGGCUGACGGCAAAGUGUAUCGACGAGGUGUGGCGAAUCUGGCGGUGAUGGAGAUACAGGAUGGUAAAUCCGGAAGGGCUGGAGGCUCUACCGGAUGUUACGGGCAGGGGACUGUUCACAUCACCGGGUAUUGA